Messenger RNA from Paramuricea clavata, 4496 nucleotides. The record is from the annotation of a GenBank genome assembly. NCBI's taxonomy places the organism in Eukaryota, Metazoa, Cnidaria, Anthozoa, Malacalcyonacea, Plexauridae.
CAGUAAUUCGGAUAUUUGACAGCAAACCAGCGUCAUACAGCUUUUUUACUUGCUCUAGUAACAAUGCCAUUAAUAUUUCAAAAAGAAAUACUUUAAUUUAGCUUUAACAAACAACUCAAAUAAUACAAAUUUUUUUUGCAACUUUGCGAUUUAAAAAUGGCGGCUUGAGAAUUUCUGAACACGCUAUGGCAACCGUUAGCGGUCUAUCCCUUAAAAAUAUGCUUCAGCGCUUGUGCGCUUAAUUUUUGACGGUCUUCCGCUGUGUAUGAGUAAUGUCGUAUUCACUUUGGACAAUUGGCACAGCAAACCCAAGCGUAUUACAUGGGAGAUAAUUUCUAAAAAUAGCCUAAUUUAUUCACCAUGAUGACCAUUUACAAUACAAGUUGUGGAAAAUAACAGUUUUGUAGUUUUUAUAAUAUUAAAUACUUAUUUUAUUAUCAUUCAACGAUGUUAGAAGCAGAUGCUGGCGUAGGAAUAUUUUUUGGCAUAAGCUGCGGUUUAUGUCUGGGAUGGGUGCUCCGAGGACGUUAUGGUGGCUUUGCCAAUUUAAAGAAUCUGGCAGAAAAAGUUGGUAUAUUUUAGUAAAUGAAUACUGUAACAAUGUAAUGUACAAAUGAGCAUGGCUGGCUGACCAUAAAUUUAAUUAUAUUUAACCCAUUUAUAGUGUGCAAGACUCUCCCUUGAUGAGUAAAAUCGUCUGGUGUUAGAUAGAGUGAAUUACUAACGUAGGGUGCAUUGCAGCUUAAUGGGUAAACAAGACACAUUGGCAAAUUGUUGGUGUACAAGACUCUCUGCUUGACGAGUAAAGGCCCACCUACACGAUAUGACUAGUCGUAUAUGAUGCUUUUGGUGUAUGUACUUGAAUAAAUGUGUGUAGAGAUGUCGCAUUUCCAAUUUUGCCAUAAGCUGAUAAACAGGAAUAGUGGCAUUAGCAGUUGUUUUCAAUUACGCCAGAAUGACAAUCGUAUAAGACUAGUUAUAUCAUGUAAAUGGACCUUAAUUAAAAUUGUUUGGCAAUAGAAUCAAAUACUAAAGUAGGUCUCAUUUGGCACAUUGUUGCCAAAUGGAUUAAAUUCAGAACCAUAAGUAAAUUCAUCCAGUUUCACUUGUUCAUUUCCAGUUUGAUUCAGACUUUCAUUGACAAGAUCUUGUUAUAAUACAGUUGUGUCAAGUAUUUUUAUUUGUCGACUGAAAACUUGAAAUUUAUUUACAACAUUCCAUAUUAUGUGGAUACAGAAAGCAUUCCAUUUUAUCAAGAACAUAAUUAUUAUAUAUGUUACUGCCAGUGCAAAACUGCCAACUGUGUCUCACUCAAUUAAUGGGCCAAUUGGGUGAUCGACUUGACAAGUACAACAUUGUACUGAGGGUCUUGUCUCUGCUCAUGUUACUUAAUAUUCAGUGAUAACACUGGGUGCAAGGUUGAUUUACAAGUUUCCCAACCAUUGCAAAUUGACCAUUUUAUUAGUUUCCAAUUUUUUACAAGUAAACCACAACUUAUUUUCUGUCACCUAGAUUCCAACAUAUAGCCCAGGAGGGCAUGGUGAUUAUAAAAUGGUUCUUGUUGUUCGACAUGACUUAGGGAUGGGUAAAGGAAAGAUAGCUGCACAGGUAUCGAUGAAAAUUCAUUUAUCCUCCCCCCUGUAAAAAUUGUCUCUAAAUGUAUGAUUUACAAAAUAUCCCAGAGCCACCUUAACAUUCUAGAUGUGAAAAUCAAAACUUCAUAGAGCUACCUUAACUGAACUUACACUAGAUAUGUGAAAGUCAAAACUUCAGAGAGCUUUCACUAUGUGAACAUGGAAAGUCAGAGCCACCUUAAUGUUCAAUAUGUAAAAUUAAAACUUCACAGAGCCACUUUAACACCAUGUAUGUCACAAUCAAAACUUCGUAGAGUAGCCACUUUAACUUACAUUAUAUAUGUGAAAAUAAAAACUAUGUAUAGCCACCUUAACAUCAAUUUUGAUUGAUCUGCUUUAUUAGUGUUCCCAUGCUGCAGUUGGUCUUUACAGACAACUGAUUCAUUCAAAUUCAGAGGUGAAGUAUGGUCAGAAGGAUGUAUGCAGGCAUGCACCCCCCCCCCCCCUGCACCAUCAGACCUUUCUGAAAGUGCAGGGGGGUAUAUACACCCUCCAUAAUAUAUGGUUGUAUUGUGCUCUAUUAUCUCUGACACUAGGGUGCAAUUCCUGCAAUUUUCAGCUGUCAAUCAGCUGUCUGGUUAUAAUCUCAUUCACAUGUGAGAAGAACUAGUGCUUCCAGUUUGACUCUACCAAACACCAUAUGUACAAAUACUCUGGCUUUCUCCUGAUUAGUAACACUGAAUAUGGGGAUAGUUCUCACUGGACAUCUAAGGAGUUUACAACUGAUAGAGCUAUAUCCAGUAUAAACAAGGUUACCGUAGUUUAUGAUGCUACUCUGAGUGUAUAUCCACACCAGGCAAGCUUGAAAAAUAUGCCUGGCCACGGUGGGAAUCGAACCUACGACCUUUGGAAUACUAGCCCAAUGCUUUGGAAUACUAGCCCAAUGCUCUGACCUAACCGCGUAGCUCAGUUGGCAGAGCAUUGGGCUAGUAUUCCGAAGGUCGUAGGUUCGAUUCCCACCGUGGUCAGGCAAAUUUUUCAGCUUGCCCAGUGUGGAUAUACACUCAGAGUAACAUCACAAACAUCAUAUUCACCUGAGUACAUAACACCAACACAGAAAAAAAGUUACUUUAGUUUUGGUUUCCUCCUGUACAUUUCACCAAUAACGGAUGGUUCUUACUGGACCUCUUGGGAGAACAGUAUAGAACUGAUACAUCUUGUAUUGUGACAUAAUGAUUGUGAAUAAUUACUAAAGUUAGGGAAAUAUUCUGGGACAGACUUUUUAGCAAGUGUAAAUUAUUCCAGGUAAUCAAAAAUUGGGAAAGAUCAUCAUGUCCCAAGGUUGUUGUAAAAGCACCAGACGAAGAUACAUUGUAAGAAAAUUUCAAUACAUUUGUUGCCUGAAUUACGUCUUGAACAAUUAGUUUCCAUGUGUACUAUUACUUUAUGUUUUUGAUCUUACUGCAGAAGAGAAUUAGCACAGAAGGCAAGGGGUUUUGGAAUUGAAACUUGUUUAAUAAGUGAUGCUGGUCGAACGCAAAUUGCGCCAGGUUCUAGAACUGUUCUUGGCCUAGGCCCAGGUAAGUCACCCUCAGUACAAUUACACCUUGUCCAACGCUAGCUUCUAAUUUAGAUUUAGCUAAGUUAUGCUCCGUCUUUCCACAGUUAGUAGAUCUAGGUCUAUUAACUCUGGUAUUUCACAAAGCAAACUGGGCUAACUGGAAAAUAUAGAUGCAAAAUAAUACUGAUCCCUAGUCAAAGUUGACAAAUCAGGAAACAUUGUUUUCUUAAUCAGAAAUAUACACUCGCAGAAAUAUACACUGUGGUCCGGGAACAAAGCAGCUAAAAUAAACUAAAACUAAAAGCGAUACUACAAUUGCAAUUGUUCUCGAAGAUGGCAAACCAGGAAACAUUGUUUCCUAGCCAUGUUUCCCAAAGAUGGCAAACCAGGAAACAUUGUUUCCUAGCCGUGUUUCCCAAAGGUGGGAAAACCAGGAAACAUUGUUUCCUAGCCAUGUUUACCAAAGGUGGGCAAACCAGGAAACAUUGUUUCCUAGUCAUGUUUCCCAAAGGUGGGCAAACCAGGAAACAUUGUUUCCUAGCCAUGUUUCCCAAAGGUGGGUAAACCAGGAAACAUUGUUUCUUAGUCAUGUUCCCCAAAAGUGCGUAACAUUUGUUUGUGAAGUAAUGAGUCUUAAAUGGACCAACGGGGAAAGAUCAAGGUUUUCAUUUGUCUACUUCAGGUCCAAUUGAUGACAUGAAUCAAGUCACUGGCCAUCUAAAACUUUAUUGAUAAAAUUUCAAAAACUUACAUAGUUAUAGUAAUGAAAUAUUGGUAAUGUCGUUGAAUGUAAAUAUUGUGAGUUGUAAUAAAAGCAAGCUUAUUAAAGCGUACUAGCUUUAUCUUAUGUCUCAACUACGAAAUCUCUCGACUUUGAAGUCGGCUCUGAAAAGGGUGAAAGCCCAAACUUUUCGCACUCCGAGAGAAGUUAAGAUUGACGUUCACAGCAGGCCGCAAACUGGAAACUUCCAAUCGUUUUUGAGGUCAACUCUUUGGAACAUAUUGUAUUGACAAAUGACUUUUGACAUUGGUUUUAGUCUUCAGUAUUUCGUGAGUAAGUCCUGCUUUGGAAAUGACAAUAAUUUUUUGUUACCCAACCCUUGACUUGUUUUAUUUUUCAUCUACCCAACCUUUCUCAAAAUUUUGUUUAUUCUCUUCGAUGUCCCCCCCCCCCAUAAAUAAUGGACCGUCGCUAACAUCCCAACCAACCGUUCUCGUAUUACACACGCACAAAAUCUCACAUCUUGUAACAAGUCUGCCAACAAGCCGUCAACAAGAUAUAUUCGCACUGCUUGUCACAAGUUGUCAACAGGUUUGGAACAACUUGUUGACAACUUGCAACAACCUUGUCGAAAUUAUCA